Vitrella brassicaformis is the source of this 2010-nucleotide messenger RNA. NCBI's taxonomy places the organism in Eukaryota, Vitrellaceae. The record is from the annotation of a GenBank genome assembly.
AUGGAUUCAAAGAGACAGUAACAGAUACCUAUAGGUUCUUGGCUGCCAGCACGAGCAUCUACACAUGCAUUCACGCAAUAUCCAUGUACACGCCAAUCGACGGCCACCAUUUGCCAACAGGGUGGCUGAUGACAGGCCCUGACCGUUUCCCCUCCCUCUUUGCGAAGACAUGACACCUGCUGCUGACUCAGCAAGUAUCACAGCCUGCUGCUGACUCAGCAAGUAUCACAGCCUCGCAUGCAGGAGUUGGAAAUCAGAGACCCAGGCUCCGUCAACAGCCACCCGCGCACACAACUCAUUGCUUAUUCCUAUACGAUAGAUCCAUCCAUCCAUCCCCUUCCUUGACACAAGACAAGCCAACAGAGGGGAGGCCCGACAGGCAGCACGACAACAAAAGUGAGGCAGUGAUCGAUCACUUCGAGCAGCAUAGGUAUUGACAUUAGCAGCAGAGAAAGAAGGCGAGUGAGGCGAGAACGAGACUGCCGUGAUGAGCGAGUCAGAGAGGCAGCCGUCAGUUGCAAAAAGGAACGAACACGAGGAGGCAGACACAAAGGUGCAAUACAUAGAAGAUAGAAACGGUCUGUCGCUCGUCAGUCAGUCAGUCAGUCACUAAGCACGACCGGGUCUUUGCCUUUCCUGCCGCCCGCUCCCGAGGCUCCCUGAUUGAACUGUAAUGAAACAGGCGGGCCAAACAACUCGCCACCCAUGUCCUCCUCCAUCUGCUCGUUCCUCCUCGGCUUGCCGCCCCGCCUGCCGCCGCCGUCCUGCCCCUCCUCGCUGUUGUUGGAGCUCAUCCCGCCCCUCCCUCGCCUCGGCCGACCGUUGGACCGCCCCCGCCGCUCCAGAUCUUCCCCUCGUUGCCUGGCGCCGGCCGCCUCAUCGUCUCGUGGUGCGGCCGACGGCUGGGGUCUCUGGGCGGAGGAGGAGGGCUGGUCCGUCUGGUGGGGUGGGGGGGCGGCGCUCGAUGACGACGUGGCCUCUGGGGUGCCGUACUCGCCGUGCUCGAGCUUCUCCUGGACGAGUGACUUCUUGCCGUGUACUCUGAAUCCGAAGAUCUUGGGUACGAAUGGCGUGGGGAAGUCGAGCGGGACUAGGUUGGCGUAUGUCUGGAGGAAGAUGUGGGGGAAGGAUGUGCCGAAGUAGGCCCCGUCCAUGUCCUCGCCAACCUUGCUGGCCUUGGGCGUGUAGACCUCCUGGCACUUGGGGCAGUAGGUCUUGACCCGGCUGCUCCGCAGCUCCUCAGACAGCCCAAUCGGCAGCGCAUUCUGCCGCUCACAGAGCACUCGGGGGCAGUAGCCGAAGCCGCCCUUGAGGAACUUCUCCUUCAUCAGAGUCAGGCCGCGGGGCGACGUGAUGAACCGCUGGUGGAUCAAACCAUACAGGUCCGUCGCACAACGAUACACCUCCUGCAGUAAGGGAGGGAGGGAGGGAGGGAGCCAACACAACACACCCCACAGACAGACACAGACAACAACGAGAGAGAGAUGCGACGUACGUGAGUGGCGUGCAUGUAUGCGUGUAUGCAUACGGCGUCCUGUCAGCCGCCACUCUCUCCAGUGCAUGCCUCUUCCCUCCCUCCCUGUCUGCCUGUCUGUCUGCCUCUGUGUUGCCACCCGCUCAGCUGACCACGAAGUCAGGGUCGACGAGGUCGUCAUCAUCUGGCGCCUCCGGUGCGAGUAUCAUGUCGAGUGCCUUGUCAUAGUUGUUUACCCGCGGCCUGAGCCCGUAAAGGUUGAAGUUGUCCUUGAUGUAGUCCUCAUCGACCUCCACGAAGAAGUCGUGUCCCUCGAGGCUGCAGAACCACUGAAUCCAUCCCGCCUCGCUGCACUCGUCGUCGUCAUCCUCCUCAUCGAUGCCGUGGCGGUCAUACGUGUACAGGGACAUCCCUCACCGCCGGAAUCACUCACAACCACAGAGCAAGCCAAGUCGGGCAGAGAGGCGAUUGAUGGGCAACACAGGACAGAAACUGCCAGAGAGGCGUUCCGAUGAAGAGAUCUCUUUCUUCCUUCC